CCAUGAUUACUGAUAGCGCACGGUAACUAAGUAACUAGAGGUCAAAGGACUUUAUUUUUUUCAGCAACUUCUAAUCUGUAUUAAUCAUGUCUGUGGUCCUAAUCAGUCAUCAUGAUGAAACAAUCUACGACAUCAACAAAACAACAAAAGGUGAUGUUGCCUUGCAGGAUUCUCGUUUCACUCGACCUUCUACAACAAAUUUAAAGAAGACUGUUCUGCAAGAGCUUGAAAAACAAAAACGUAAACGAAAAGCGUUUGGAAUAAUGGGACGCCCGAAACAACCCUUGCCUGAUCCAAAAUCUUUUCUGAAGAAACACACUGGCAAGGUGUUUGCUGUCGAUCCUAAAGAUCGGGAAAUAGGAAAGGUUAAUUUUCCAAAAAAGGAAGCAGUACCGAAGACUGUUUGCGCUGUAUACGAACAAAUGCACAAAUUGCAUCACAAUAAGAAAAAUUUUGUACACGAAAAUGUGAAGAAAGCGCUGGAGAUGAAACCGAAAGUUCCAAUUCGCAAAGAAAUAACGGAUGUGAAAAGUCAUGGCUUUAAAAUUGUACCCAAGGAACCGGAGCAAGUGUCGAAUAAGAUCUUCGCCAAAAUUCCUCGCUAUUUGGAUGCAAUGAUAAAGCAACGACAGGCUGAGAUUGAAGCUGAGAAUGAGUUAAAAGGAAUUGUCAAACAAAAGUGUACUUAUAUUACCCGGGAUGAACGCAAGAUAUUACUAGAAGGCUUGAAGAAAAACUGGGAUGAAUUGCAACGUGUCUAUCAAGGUUUGCCAAUAUUAACAGAUACAAUUCCAAAGAAAACUCGCAAACGUGAAUUGGAAAACCAGCUGCUCCAGCUGGAAAAAGAUAUUGUUCUAAUCGAACGACAUCCUUUUAUUUAUGUUUAUAACGAUGAUGAAGAAAUUCAGAAGGAUAGCAACAAUUUUUAAGGUAUACUAUCUUGCAUCAAUAAUAAAUUAUUUCAACCGCA
Dalotia coriaria is the source of this 970-nucleotide messenger RNA. RefSeq names its product enkurin. Gene Ontology annotation, cellular component: acrosomal vesicle. Bases 87 to 929 code for a protein of 280 amino acids. The transcript has 3 exons. The record is from RefSeq and is a predicted model, not a curated record. Gene Ontology annotation, molecular function: calmodulin binding. NCBI's taxonomy places the organism in Eukaryota, Metazoa, Arthropoda, Insecta, Coleoptera, Staphylinidae.